Pararge aegeria (speckled wood butterfly) is the source of this 3076-nucleotide messenger RNA. Its product is annotated as methionine aminopeptidase 1. The record is from RefSeq and is a predicted model, not a curated record. The transcript is spliced from 6 exons. NCBI's taxonomy places the organism in Eukaryota, Metazoa, Arthropoda, Insecta, Lepidoptera, Nymphalidae. Gene Ontology annotation, biological process: proteolysis. The coding region runs from base 53 to 1189 and encodes 378 amino acids. Gene Ontology annotation, molecular function: metalloaminopeptidase activity.
CUGUCAAGUCAAAGCAGAAGAAAAGUUGUAAAUUAAAUUAAGAUAAGCAAAAAUGGCCGGAAUUGGAAUGUGCGAAACUCCCGGCUGUAAAUCUAUAGCUCAGCUUCAAUGUCCGACGUGUAUUAAACUUGGUAUUCAAGGUUCCUAUUUCUGCACCCAAGACUGCUUCAAGAAAUCAUGGAAAUCGCACAAAAUCAUCCAUUCUUUAGCGAAAGGUGAAAGCACAGAUGGAUCAGGUGUGGAAUACAAUCCGUGGCCAUCUUACAACUUUACCGGAAAGCUGAGGCCAUUUCCCCCAGGUCCUAAGCGAACAGUAUUGCCUCAUAUAGGCCGUCCUGACUAUGCAGAUCAUCCAGCCGGUUUUCCAGCAUCAGAGAAUGCUGCGAAAGGUUCUGGCCAGAUCAAAGUGUUGGACGAUGAAGAGAUUGAAGGCAUGCGAGUUGCUUGCCGUCUGGGGAGGGAGGUUUUAGAUGAAGCUGCAAAAGUGUGUGACGUAGGUGUGACAACCGAUGAACUUGACCGAGUAGUUCACGAGGCGUGCAUUGAACGAGAGUGCUAUCCGAGUCCCCUCAACUACCACAAUUUCCCCAAUAGCUGUUGCACAUCCGUCAAUGAGGUCAUCUGCCAUGGGAUACCUGAUUUGCGUCCACUACAGGACGGCGAUAUAUGCAAUGUCGAUGUAACCGUAUACCACAGAGAGUUCCACGGUGAUUUGAAUGAGACAUUCUUUGUGGGCAACGUUCCGGAAACAACAAAGAAACUCGUGCAAGUCACAUACGAGUGCUUACAGAAAGCUAUAGAUAUUGUUAAACCCGGAGAGAAGUAUAGGGAAAUCGGAAAUGUUAUACAGAAGCACGCGCAGGCGAACGGGUUGAGCGUAGUGCGAUCAUAUUGUGGCCAUGGAAUACACAGACUGUUUCAUACAGCACCUAAUGUACCACAUUAUGCAAAGAACAAAGCAGUGGGAGUGAUGAAGCCAGGUCAUUGCUUCACAAUAGAGCCGAUGAUCAACGAAGGCGGGUGGCGCGACGAGCAGUGGCCGGAUCAUUGGACCGCCGUCACUGCUGACGGGUCAAGAUCUGCGCAGUUUGAACAAACUCUUCUAGUAACGGAAACCGGUUGCGACAUACUCACAAAGCGCGCUUCGGGACGACCCUGGUUCAUGGACCAGCUGGAAAAAUUACAAUAGUUGUAACUAUUCUACGGCGUCCACUGAGAUACUGCAACUAUCCUAUAUAAAAAAGGUGAACAAGGUGUCUUUACAAAUGAAGACUGAAAUACACGCCUUACUCACGCAAACGCCGGACAUAUACUGACUCUAAAAGCGUUGCGUCCGCAGCGCUACAGCUCCUGUUGACCCAGAGGUCAUCAAAAUCCAUUAAAACUGAACAAAGCAUAAACAAAGACUCCCUGCAAGCCGUAACAAUCUAUUUGUUGCGUGCAAAUUAUUAUCGAUAUAUCGAUCCAUUUCGAUAUUUAUCUUUAUUUUUAUAUACAUCGUAUUUCAUACGGGACAAUAUGCAGAUUUGGCACACCUAAUAGUCAAAAAAGAAGUAAAUUUGAACUGAGAAAUUGAAUAAGUUAAUUAAAUUAUUUUACAAGUACGUACGUAUUUGUAAAGUAAAAAAAUACGACUGACUAACACUGCUCGAAUAUUUCAAAAUGGCGCCACACAGCCGCCAUAUUGUUUUUUUACAGCGUUGACGGACGUGAUUGUGUAAGGAAGUUAACGUUGUUCUAUACAUUCAAAUAAGUACAGGAUCUUAGUACGUACGUUUUAUAUCAUACAUCAUACAUGUACCCUUAAAACAUUACACUAAUUUUUUGUGUACUUUAUGAAUAUACAGCCAUUACGAGUAUGUGAAUAGUCUUCACACACUCUUAAUUGCAGUAUAUUCGUAUAGAUUCAAUGAUUUUUGCACGUUUUACAUAAAAUAAUCAACUGUAUCCACCUCAUCUGACUCUGACCCUAGGACCACGGCAGUGUCGUUACUAGCGACAGUUUAGUUAAAAAAUAUCAUAAAAUGUAUAAACUUCCCCAGCGCGUCCUGCUUAAUGAUCCUUUGUAAUAAUUAAAAAGUUUCUGUAUAACAUGCAUAAAGCGGUUAAAAGCAUAGCGGUUAGUACUUCAACUUCCCUUUCGGGUCCUUGAACGAUCAUUUCACGAUUGACACGCACUUCUAACUUUCAAAAUGAUGUGCGUUGUAAGCAAUAAAUUAUUCAACGGUGAAGGAUAUCACCGUGAGUAAACCGUCAUGGCUGGGAGUUCAAUAUUUAAAAAAAUUAUGUUCUUAAAGCUGUGUAAGGUCUUGACCAGCAUGGUCGACUACGCUGUAAAUCCUUCUCAUUCUGUAUUUGCCAGACACAGUAGAGAUAUUUGCUAUUUUAAUCCUACUAUCCUACUAAUAUUAUAAAUGAAAAAGUGUGGAUGUUACGAAAGCAGCUCGUAACAUAAACUAUUUUCAAUUUUCGCGGUUAGACAGAUUUUAAAUUCGGUAUUAUCUAUGCUGUGGAAAAGGACAUGUACUUUCUAUAUCGAUCUCUCAAAUAGUUCCAACGGUAAGAUUAAAAAUUGUUAACGCGCAAAGCUUUCCUGAUUCUGAAGUGCACGCAGACGAAGUCGCGGGCAGAAGCUAGUGGGUAUAAUAAUGACAAACACAAUAAUCCUUCUAAGCUUACUCUGUCCUACUGGUCACCUUACUUCCCCAAUUUUUCAGGAAAAUUUCUUCAUAGAAACUUUAAAAUUUUUACCUCGAACUUGAAACGAACCCCUUGAUCCGUAGGUCAAACCUACUAUUAAAACUAACCACUAGACCAGUUAUAAGAUUAACAGAGGCAGUUAUGUAGUCGCUUAUAACACAUUAAAAGCCGUGGCCCCCGGGUUCUGAUGCUCAGUAACAUUGUAUAAAAAGACUGCCCCCUAUUCAUAUUAGUUUUAAAUUAAGUUGUUUAUUAUCUCAGUGGAUGGUUGGCCUUAUUUUAUACCUACAAUUAGUCGAAAAUGUAUGAAUUUUAUUAAGAGAGUGUGAUUUAUUGUUUUUGAAUGAAUAAACUGUCACUGUUGGAAUCUUUUAAU